AUGCACGGGUUUCUUGUCCUUGUGUUUGCUCUACUUCAAAGGACAACAGCCCAACAGACUUCCGGAGACGGCAGUUCCCAAGCACUGGGCCACAUCGUGGUCCUCAAAGAAGGGUUGAACGACGGGCAUCUUAACGAACAUCUUGAUUGGGUUAAAUCCAUCCACAAGCGCAGCCUGGAUACCAGUAAUGACAACGAGAACCAAGAAAAUGGUGUAAAACACACCUAUCACGGGGGCGCUUAUGGAUUCCACGGCUACGCGGGCAGUUUCUCACGUGACGUGCUCAAGAGCAUCAAAGAACACAAGCAUGUUGAUUUUGUAGAGGAGGAUCAAGUUAUCAUUCUCGAGCCCACCAGACGGGAUGAAAAUACGGACGGCGACAUGUUGCCUGAAGGCGGUACCAGAAAGAAAAACAAGGGUCAUAGCCUCUUGUCUAAGGGACAAGGGUAUAACUCGUUUCUGGAGAAAGGACUGAUCCUUGACGCUGUCAUUCUGCACGAGGGGGAGAAGAGGAGGGAUAUACCCGCGAGAUCUGCAGAAGAGUUGGUGAGCCAAACUACUAUGAACUUCAAUUUCACGGAACCUAGCGCAGACUUUGCCGGCGUAGAUGUAGAAUCAUAUUUCUACCCACCUGACCUAGAUGCAAUUAUGGAAGACAUCCUCGCCGACUUGGAAAAUGAUGAACAAGACGUGUCUGCAUCAAAAGUACUAUUCACCCGGGCUGCCGACCGACCGGACUGCACCGGGGCUUUGAAGUUCUCGUCCGAGCUUGCCGAGGACUACAAUUCCUAUUUGAAGGCUCUCGAUAUUAGUGUCGCUGCAACUGUAUCCGGCUGGGGCCAAAGCGCAUCUGUCUCAGGUAGUUACCUAAAUCAGGCAGAGUUCUCCAGCAAUGCCUUGACAUAUGUAGCCAAAAUCGAUAUUCGGAGGCAGCUGGAUUCGCCUGCCGGAUUUCAGUUCAAUAUGAACAAGUACACCACAACAACAUUUGCCCGCAAUUUUGGUGACCGAUGGAUCCGCGGUUUCCAUACGGGCGGCAAGAUGAUUGCCAGGUUGACGUUUAGAUCGAAAGGAACCGUUAGCAAGGUGGAUCUGAAAGCUCACAUCGAAGCUUCGUUAAAGUUCUGGGGGGUCACAGCAGAUAUCAGCGCAUCCGUGAAGAAGAGCCAAGAAGAAGUGAGCAAGCAUGCCAACGUGGAAAUAUCGCUGUUUUACCAAGGGGAUUUAGGUAGAGUUAUGGGCCAAUCAGGGUCACCUGAUAAAAUUACGGCGACUUCUGCGGAUGGGGCGUUUCAUCAAGUUAAAUCAUGGGCUGACCAGUUUAUGGAUAAUGCCUGCCGACACGAUUACGAGUACCAGCCCCUUCUCGAAGAAUACAGGAAUGCCGAGGGCUUCCCUGAGCAUCAAAAGAUCCUCGACUACCGCACGGCUCACAGAGUUUCUUCUAUGGUUUUGAAGCAGCUCGUCCGAAUCUCCGAAAUGAAACAGUAUCUACUAAAUCUCACAACCAUUGAUGACGAGAUCAAGAUGAAUGUCGAGUUCGACGAAAUCGACAUGGUGAAACAAAGCCAGGAUUGGGUUGACUCUGUCGCCGAGAACCCGGAGAAUUCUCAAAGUACAGGAAGGGAUCUCAUCAAAACGCUUAGGGAUGAUUUCUUCAAAAAGUACGCUCCGUAUAUCUCCAACUCGUUUACAAAUGAAUCCCCCAGGGCCGACUCCUAUGCAAACGGUAACCGUUACAUAUCUGGAGUGAAGGUGGAACGCGGUGCUACAGGGCCGGCGAAUAGUCUCGGGAAUAUUAAUUAUGGCUUUACGGGAGGGUCCGUUUGGCUUGUUCCGACCUAUACUUCGAAUCCCAAGAAAGCUUGCACCACUAUUACUGUGGAACAAACUAGAAUCGACUAUGCCGAUGCAGUCAAAUUUUUAAGCAAAGACGGGAAAUAUACGGCUCGGUAUUUUAGGUGCGUGACUUCAUCGGAAAGGAAAAUCCGACGAUUGGCCUUGAGUCGAGGAAGUGGAAUUAUCAACUACGACAAAGCUCAUGGCUUUGUGGACGCAACAUCUAAUAUAAACGAGGGCUUUGACAUGUCCCCACUAUAUCUCAUGUGGUCAUUUGAUGAAACAGAUCCAGCGCCAGAAGAUGAUUUCCCUGAGCCUCAAAAUUAG
Metarhizium brunneum ARSEF 3297 is the source of this 2166-nucleotide messenger RNA. RefSeq lists its product as uncharacterized. The record is from RefSeq and is a predicted model, not a curated record. Lineage: Eukaryota; Fungi; Ascomycota; Sordariomycetes; Hypocreales; Clavicipitaceae.